Aspergillus calidoustus is the source of this 1785-nucleotide messenger RNA. Lineage: Eukaryota; Fungi; Ascomycota; Eurotiomycetes; Eurotiales; Aspergillaceae. The record is from the annotation of a GenBank genome assembly.
AUGUGGACUUUCACAUAUCUCUGCCUAGUAGCUGGCGUAUACUGGACACAGGGAGUCUCGGCUGCUGUGAUUCAGGAGCGCGGAGUCCAACAAGGCUGGUCGCUGCAAGCUUCAAGUUGUCCAGCAGGAAGUGUACGCUGUGGGACCGCUGCAUGCUGCCCCUCAAGCUUGUUUUGUAACAAUCCAGGAAACUUCGAGGUGGCUGCAUGUUGCGCAACUGGAAGUGACUGCCGUGGAAGUGUCCAGGGUGCACCUACGUGUGCAGAUGGGGCCUGGUCACGCUGGCAGGGAGCAUAUGGCAAUAGCUUUUGCUGUCUCACUGAUAUGAUUGGCGUCUAUGAUUACUCCAGGCCUGUUGCUGGGACCUGUAUCCCUCCAGGACAGGCGGGAACGGCAACCACUGCACAGCUGGUAUCGAGAGGAACUGGCACCGCAACUGCCACUUCCACCGCGUCAACUUCCUCGGUUGUUACGACGUCUGCCACAGCCACAACCUCGCAGACAACGACUCGAACGACAACCAGCGCUCCCAGCGCGACUAAAGCUGUAUUCGCGCAUUACAUGGUGGGAUCGAUGAGAGCAGAUCAAGCACCUAUUGAUGUCAGAGACGCAAUAAAUGCAGGUUUUGACGGAUUUGCCUUGAACACCCACACUCUAGAGUCUACAGAUCAGUGGAACCUGAACACAAUCCAAUGGCUCCUAGAUGCCGCCCGGGGUACCGACUUCAAGCUCUUCCUCUCCUUUGACAUGAGCUGGGGACUGGAUACCAAAAGACUCGGCGCUUUCCUCACCAGAUUCUCGAGCCACGAGUCCUAUUACAAGGUAGAUGGCAGACCAUUCGUCAGUACCUUUUGGGGUGGGAACAUCCCCAACACUCAGUGGGAUGCGGAUUUCAUCCAACCCUUGGUCGCUAAUAAUUCAAGGCCGUUUUUCGUUCCUGACUUUGAUGAUUGGUCUGGUUGGCCGAAUAAAUUCUUCAACAACUUUCCUUCGGUGGAUGGCGCAUUCUCCUGGGAAGCUGCUUGGCCCGCCCCAGGCACUGGACAGGUCCCGGUUAGCGAUUCUGUUGACAGGAAUAUCCUUGCUCAGGCGCAGGCAGCGGGUAAAGUCUACAUGAUGCCACUGUCUCCCUUUCAAUUCAAAUGGUUUGGCGGUGAUAGAUGGUACCGCAUCGGCGAAAUCAACCUCGCCCAACGCAUGCAGCAGAUCUUGGCCCUGCAGCCGCACUUUGUCGAAAUGCUGACCUGGAACGACGCCGGCGAGGGCCACUACGUCGGUAACGUCUGGCCCGAGCAGAUCGCCGGCACCGAGAUCCCCAGUUACACGGAUGGCUUCGACCACCGAGCUUGGCUGCAAGUAUUGAUGCCCUUCAUGGAAGCAUACCGGAACGGUGUGAGGGAUAUUGCCCAGAUUCGGCCUCCUGGAAACACACCUGUUGGGGCUAUGUGGUACCGUACGCUCCUCACGUCGGCGAGCUGCUCAUCGGCGAUUACGAAUCAUGAGCAGGCGCAAGAUGCGAUUAAUUAUGCUGUCAUCCUCCCGGCCAGCGCGAGCGGAUACAGCCUCGAUGUAAUUAGCGAUGGUCAGGUUAUUGGCAGUUAUCCUGCGGGACCUGGUUUGAAUUAUCGUAUGGUCCUUGGUCUUCGGGCAGGGCAGAACCAGCAACUUGUGGUCCGUGAUCCCGCGGGGGCUAUCGUGUCGAGGGCAAGCGGGACCAAGGCGGUUCAGGCGCAGAGCUCCUCUGCCGUGUGUAACUGGAACUAUGAAGUUACGGGCUUGUCCUAA